Messenger RNA from Lachnellula hyalina, 2337 nucleotides. RefSeq names its product pH-response regulator protein (gene palH). Lineage: Eukaryota; Fungi; Ascomycota; Leotiomycetes; Helotiales; Lachnaceae. Gene Ontology annotation, cellular component: plasma membrane. The record is from RefSeq and is a predicted model, not a curated record. Bases 1 to 2337 code for a protein of 778 amino acids. Gene Ontology annotation, biological process: cellular response to pH. The transcript has a single exon.
AUGGAAGCAAGGCAGAUAAUCAACCUGGCUCAUCCAACAGUCAUCUCGGCGACUGCAAGCCGACCACACUGUACACCAUUUACGCUUCCUUCAAACGGGGUACUGACUUUGGGAUUGUCCGAGGUCAUCACUCUCACAUCGGACGCGGUCUUCAGCCCAGAAUGCACAGGCACUUCGGGCGAUAUUAUUAUCACAAAUACGGACCCAUCCUCUCCCUCGACGCUAUUCGACCUCCGCGAUCCCUUCUAUGCUUCGACCAUACCCGAGUGCUACGCGCUGGCGUCAGCGACGGUAAUUGCCUACAUGCUCGUGAUCAUGCUCUUCAUCACACCGCGCACAUUCUUGCAUGAUGGAAUUGUAGUCCUGGGCCGGCGGGGCUUCACGAAUGGUCCAUCUGGGAGCGAUGCCGGAAUUGGAAUUGGGGGACGGCCUUGGUUGCAAAAGGUGGCGGCGAUGACUGUGGCAAUAUCGCUCACCAUUGCUACGGCGGAUACAUUUCGAGUCGCCGAACGCCAGUAUAAUAUGGGAAUCAUGGAUGCGGGGGCAUUGCAAUUAGAAGUAGAGGAUGGCACUGAACUCAAGGUUAUCCGGGUGAUAUCAGAUACCUUUCUCUGGCUAGCUCAAGCGCAGACCCUGAUACGAUUAUUUCCCCGCCAAAGAGAGAAGAUUAUCAUCAAGUGGACUGCCUUUGCGCUCAUUUCACUCGACGUAUUGUUCAGCAUCCUCAACACCUGGGUUUACAAUGGGAACUCGCGGCCCCGCAGCUUCGUGGAUGCGGUUCCUGCUUUGGCUUAUUUGUUUCAGCUUGCCCUAAGCCUUCUUUACUCUGCUUGGGUCAUAUAUUAUUCUAUUACAAAGAGACGAUACGCUUUCUAUCAUUCAGAGAUGAAGAACAUCUGUCUUGUAGCAUUGCUAUCGUUGGUAGCAGUGCUAGUCCCGACAGUCUUUUUUGUACUGGACAUCUCAAAACCAACCCUGGCAGGCUGGGGCGAUUAUGUACGAUGGGUUGGUGCAGCAGCAGCGAGUGUGGUGGUCUGGGAAUGGGUAGAAAGGAUUGAAGCUUUGGAGAGAAAUGAAAAGAAGGACGGGGUUUUAGGGAGAGAAGUCUUUGAUGGCGACGAAAUGAUCGAUAUUACUCCUUCAUCGGAUGAGGUCUGGGCUCGGAGAAAUGCAAGGCGGAAAGAUGAUGAAGAGGAGGGAAGUGGAGGAGGGGCCACAACAAGCUCAAAUGGACGAGUAUGGCCUGGCAUGUCUAGCCUCGCAAAUCGUUAUAGGUCGCGCAUGGUUGCUCACCAUGACGAUGAAGGCAGUAUCCAUGGUCCUGAAAGACCACAGCAGGCAGCUAGACGAGUACCACGCCCUCGUCCCCCUCUUUGGCCAGGACGGCCUGCUCCAGCCGCAACGCCUAUUAGCAGAACCGAUACGGCCAGCGCUGAGAGUACGGUGUAUGCUGUUCGAUAUCACCCGAUUAGUGAAGCCACACCACCGAUCAGACCUGGAAUUUCGAGAAGUAGUAGUGCGGAUGCUAGUAAUGCGAUCAGUACGUAUGGAGAUUUGAACGACCAGGUUAGGAAGGACGUAGCAAUGGAGCAAAUGGAAGCAGGAUCUGAGGAAUCAACUGAGAAUCGUGUGGAAGCAUCAUGGCAGGCAUUAAACCCUUUCCGGAGGAAACUGCAAAACCCUCCACCGGAAGUUUCUGCUCAUGCGAUGAAGGUGCAGAACCCUACCAGCAUACACGGGUCUUCUGAUCGGUGGAAUGUUCGUGCGAAACUUGAAGGGUUCGUAGCAACCCAGGCCGAGAAGCUCCGUGAGAAAACUCGACCGGUUGUUGAUGCCGCUUCUCCUCCAGUCACAGUCAUCCCAGCCCCAGUUCGAAGACGGGAUUUGCAAGCUACACUGGAAGAACUUGAGAGUGCCGACAGGCAUGAACAGCCGCUCGCAAGUUCUACAGCUCCGAAGCCUUGGCCCAAGAGGACGUCACGUACACCGCCUGUUUCUGAUGAUCCAGAUCCUUCUCAGCGGUCACAUUCGCGAUCCCAGAGAUUGAGUGAUCCAUAUACACCAGAUGACCUCAGUCGACUUUCAACUCAUCAGCGAGGAACUGUGUCUUUCGUUUCGGCGGGCCAACAAGACAAGGAACGACUCGCCAGUAGUCGAAACAAGCCUACUUCGCCAGUGUCGCCAUCAUCUAUAAGAGCUGACUCGCGAGACAAGGCUGCAACUAUCAAUUCUCAGAGCAGCAACAACCUCGUUCGAACAGCUGCUUCGACAACUAGUUUACCGGUCCACAGCAUUCCAGCGCCCCCUCGAAAGCCAAGAUCGAAUGACGAAGAUUAG